Microthlaspi erraticum is the source of this 321-nucleotide messenger RNA. The record is from the annotation of a GenBank genome assembly. Lineage: Eukaryota; Viridiplantae; Streptophyta; Magnoliopsida; Brassicales; Brassicaceae.
AUGGUAUCAGAGCUUUCAUGGUCGUGGAACCUGUUAAAGCACACAAAUAAUGAAGAGAAAUCCGCUGUGAGAAGAAGAGAAGAGAUGGAGACUGAAAACCGGAGAGAAGAAGAAGAAGAGGAAAGGAAAAGAAAAGAAGAGGUGGUGACAAGAGAGAGCACCAUGAACCUUCGCAAACGUAUUCACAUGUCGUACCACAAGAGGAAGGCUCCAAUAGAGAUGGAGGAGAUAAGAAAUCUACUCAAGUGGCAAUGGAGAAAGCGGAUGUGGAAUCAUUAUGGAAGGAGAAUUCUGAAACUUGAUGGAGAAGCCACCUGUUGA